AUGGACACAGGUAUGAACGAGAAACAGGGUGGAGACUAUCUAACGAGCCAUGGCGGUGACGAGGUCUUAAGUGGUCAUCUGAAGCUCGACCCGAACGGUUAUCCUCUGCAGCCACGACCUUCGGACGACUCUCUAGAGAAAGAUCCCUUGAACUGGAAGAAAAGCUACAAGCUCUAUGUGCUCCUACAAGUCGCCCUACUAUCCCUCCUCAAUUUCUUCGGCCAGGCUGUCACUAAUCCAGCCUUCGGCCUUCUGGCCAAAGAUCUACACAUCACCAUCACAGAAGCUUCCUGGACAACAACGAUUGCCAUCCUCUCGUGCGCAGUUUCCGGCCUGGUACUCGCGCCCCUAGCCAACAUCCAUGGCAGGCGACCGGUAUACAUUUACUCCACGGUGAUCGCGAUCAUUGCCAGUGCGGGCUCAGCUGUCGCGACCAGGUUCGGGCCACUACUCAUCGCUAGAUUCUUCGUUGGGAUCGGGACAGCAUCCGGAGCAGGUAUAGGAGCGUCCUGCGUGGCGGACUUAUAUUGCCAGCAUGAACGCGGCCGAUAUAUGGGUAUCUACAUCGUUCUGCUUACCAAUGGUGCUCAUCUCGCGGGCGUAGUCGGAGGCUUCAUCGCGCAAUACGAAGGCUGGCGCUGGUCGUACUGGAUUACCACGAUCGCCUUCGGUGUCAUGUGGCUGGUGAAUUUCUUCACGUUGCCGGAAACACUGUAUCGCCGCGAUCCGAUGACAGGCCAGUCCAAGGAGGAUACGAAAGACGUCAAGGCGCUCUUCAGCCUCCGAGGCGUACCCACCGAGCAGCGGUUGACCUUGCAUCAUCUCCUGCAUCUGCUCGAGAUGCUCAAGUAUCCUUCAGUCUCCCUAGUGCUUAUCUACUACAGUGUGAGCCAAGGCAUCGGCAGCUUGCUUUUCGCAAUCUCGGGAGCAGCAGCUUAUGGGUCCAUUUACAACUUCUCCGUCUCCCAGAUCGGUUUGGCCAUCGGCGUACCAACUCUCGUUGGGUCAGCGCUCGGCGAACUUAUGGGAGGCGGCAUAAGCGAUUACAUCUUCCAUCUAGGGAGAAGACGGCAGCACCAUGGAGAGCCGGAGGCCGAGACAAGACUUUGGUGCAUCGUCCCUGGCGCUUUCUUGCUGCCAGCUGGUGUGAUCAUUGAGGGUGUGUGUCUCCAGUGCCGCACACACUGGUCAGGGCCAGUCAUUGGAAUCGGCAUAGGCUCUUUCGGCUUGCAGGUCGUGUCCACGAAUGUUUAUGCGUAUUUGACGGAUUGCUAUAAGCCGCAAUCUGCUGAGCUCUCGACGCUGCUCAACUUCGGCAGACUGAUCUUCUCGUUCACACUUGGCUUUUACAUGGUACCAUUCGCCAAAGCGACAACCUGGGGCGCCGCUUUUGGGACCAUGGCUGCCAUCGAUGUUGUCCUAUUCGCAGGGAUCGUGGCUCUGAUCCUUCGAGGGAAGGCAUGGAGAGCUAAGCUUGGACAGCCUGCGUUCGACCAGGACUUGUGA
Recurvomyces mirabilis is the source of this 1506-nucleotide messenger RNA. RefSeq lists its product as uncharacterized. Gene Ontology annotation, molecular function: transmembrane transporter activity. The record is from RefSeq and is a predicted model, not a curated record. The coding region runs from base 1 to 1506 and encodes 501 amino acids. The transcript has 3 exons. Gene Ontology annotation, cellular component: plasma membrane. NCBI's taxonomy places the organism in Eukaryota, Fungi, Ascomycota, Dothideomycetes, Mycosphaerellales, Teratosphaeriaceae. Gene Ontology annotation, biological process: transmembrane transport.